CACUACACAGAGGGGGCGGGGCCAGACUGAGCGCCGCUCUGGAGCGCUCACUGCUCCGGAACAUGGCAGCUAGGUGAGCGGAGGAGACAGCGGCCGGAGACAUGGAUUCCCAGUCUCUGGACAGUUGCAUUCAGAAGACCCUCUCCUCCCUCUACCAUCCAUUUGAGUCCACUGCUGCUACCGUGCUGUGCCAAGUCCUGGACGUGGUGGAGAAGACCUACCGUGGAGAUGGCCUCAGUUAUCUCAUAGAUUUUUUGAUUCCAGUCAAACGUAUCCUGCAGAGUUUGCAACAGGACGCUUGUUUACAGUAUUGCGGACUACUCUUCCGACAUGCUGGGUGGCCCCUUUGUAUCCAUGAUAAGAUUGUUCUACAGCUGGCGUCCAUUGACUGGAGACUUCUCCAGCCCGGAGAUUUCUACCUCCAAGUUGUGCCUUAUUUGAGAAAGACCCCAAGGAUUGUGCUAAAAUGUCUUGCAGAGGAUCAACAUAACAUUGAGGAAGUGGUGCUUCCAGAGGUGUCCUAUACAUCCAUCUUCACCGUGGAAUGGUUGGAAUUCAUCAACUCUGAGCGGAUCGGGGCCUCGUUGGAGAACUGUCUCCUGACCUGCGAUGACCAGCUCUACCGGGUGCCGUGGGAUAUGAUUGUUCAUCCCGAGUUUGUGGAGAUAAAACCAUCAACUGAGGAGUCAGCAGAAAUUUUUGAAAAAUUUCCUUAUGAAAGUAAAGAGGGACCAACCCGCCAUCCCGUGGAAAAAUUGAUGGUUCAAGAUGAGGAAGCUGGUUUGGAAGCUCCGUCCACCAGCCAUGGUCAUACAACGGUUAGUACGUUGUAUGCCAAAUCAGAUUGCUCCAGUGAGAUUGAAGGAGAAUACGUGGAGCUACGUGAUAUUACAGUGCCACGUUUCGGCCCUCAGAAGGGCUCCUUAACUCAGUCUAUAGCCUUAAACUUCAAAAACCAGCACCAAAGAGCUAAGAGUAACCAGACUUUUAAUAUCUCAAGCAGCAAUAAGUGCACGGAGAGUCCUUUUCAUAGCUACUUGCAGCCAGAAACUAUUAUGGGAGCGAGUUCGACACAUUACGAUACAGACCAUGUACAGAAACCAGAGUCAAUUGGUCUGGUGGACAUUGAAUUCGGGGUCAGGGAGUCCUCAAUACCUGACUGCACACGCCUAAAUUUUGACAAUGGAGCUAAAAGUUUCCAGCAAGCUUUUAGUCUAGAAAACGAGGCCAUGUUGGAGGAUGCAAAGAACAAUGUUAUCAAAGAGUCUGAUAACAGCAGACAACUCCAUGAGCCGCCUGAUAAUUAUAGCACAUCAUUAUCGUUCCAGGGGGAAAGCAGAAGCCACUCUAGAGACUUCACUGAGAAUGGCUGGGGGGUGACAGAUGCUUCACAAGAACCUGUUACAGAGCAUUCAAGGACACAUGGCAGUCCAGUAGUAGCGGACAAGGACUGUUGUAACCAAGAACUUUCCAAAACUUGUGCAUCACACCCUUACACGGAAGUCAGUGAUCAAAAGGGGCCUCAAUUACUGGACAAUGAUCUGCUACCGGAAAUCAGGGACAGUGUGGAGGGUGCAGAAAACAGGAACAGUGUGGAGGGUGCAGACAACGGGGACAGUGUGGAGGGUGCAGGCUACGGGGACAGUGUGGAGGGUGCAGGCUACGGGGACAGUGUGGAGGGUGCAGGCUACGGGGACAGUGUGGAGGGUGCAGGCUACGGGGACAGUGUGGAGGGUGCAGGCUACGGGGACAGUGUGGAGGGUGCAGGCUACGGGGACAGUGUGGAGGGUGCAGGCUACGGGGACAGUGUGGAGGGUGCAGGCUACGGGGACAGUGUGGAGGGUGCAGGCUACGGGGACAGUGUGGAGGGGGCAGGCUACGGGGACAGUGUGGAGGGGGCAGAAAACAGGGAGGGUGGGGAAAAUAGGAGCAAUGUGGAGAUUGCAGAAAACAUGCACAAUGCACGUGGUCUUAGUAGUGAAGUCAUAGAACAACAUGAGCUGCCUGUAGCUCGGAAUGAGGCGCAGUUUGGGUAUUUUAAUGACCAAACUGUACUAGUGGUGUCUGAUGUAGGACAGGGUCUUGUCCCUGCUACUGAUGCCUGUGCUGAACAGCCAGUUCACAGCAUAGAACAAACCAAACUAGAAUUACCUUACUGUCAGGAAAGUCCCCCAAGAAGUCCACAGUAUACCAAGCAUGCACAAUCCCCAGCGAUGCAGCUACCUCUAGAGACCCUGCAUGAGGAUACAGAGGAGGAGCAAGGUGCAACCACUGGCCCCCCAGAUGUCCCAGGAAGGGACAUUAUUCUUCAUAACGUAUCCGUGAAAGGACAGACCAAUGGUCAGGAGAGGCCCCCAGAAAUAUGCCUGGAGAGAGAUCCCUCGCUAUUAAGGCCUCAUGGCUUGAGCUCCCCAAGUGUCUGCAGGAAAAGUCAGAGCCGUCCCUGGCAGGUCAGGGAUGUUAAUGUGGAGGUUCUGACGAGCGGCGUCAUCUAUCUGCCUGGAACACGGGACAGGAGUGGACGCGCUCUGGUGAUAAUCAACACUCGUGACACCUGCUGGUUAAACCCGCACUGCAACGCCGCUGAACUGGGGCGCCUCUUGUUGUACUUCUACAGCGUUGUACGGAGAGACUGCAGAGCUUUGGGCCUGACUCUGCUGGUGGACACUCGGAGGUGCUCUCCAGUACCCGCCUUAUUUAAAGCCAUUCAUAUAGUCCAGAGCACUAUUCCUCAUUGUAUCCAUGGAGUAUUACUUCUGACAGAGAAAGAUCUUGUCCUGUCCGUGGAGAGACCACAAGGAGUGCAGUUUGAUGUUCUCACGUCAGUGAAGUCUUUGCACAAACACAUAGAGGCCUCGCAGCUCCCCCCUACGUUUAAUGGAACAUUCCCAUAUUGUCACCAGGACUGGCUAUCAUUCCGCACGAAGUUGGAGAACCUGCAAGACAGCUGCCGGGAUGCCUGCAUCUUCCUGCACAACGCCAUCCAGAACAUGCAGGUCAUCGCUCUGCCCAACACGGCUGAGGAGGCCAGUCUGCAGCUGACGCGUUUUGGCCAGUUGAUGACGGCUGUGCUGGAAGAUGCAAGACUAGUGACUCUGCAGACAGAAGGGGGCGCUGUUCUGGCCAGACUGAGGAAGGAGGAGUCGUGUGUAACUCUCACAGAUGAUUACAGGGAAACAGUGGACAUGGCGGCAGAGCUGUAUAACCGGGUGGAUGAAGGCGUGCACAGUCUGGUGCGGCUGUCUAACCAACGCAUACAGGAGAUGGAGUUAGUCAUUGGCUUUGAAGCAUUUGAAGAGCAGUUUCACGAGGUCAGCGGAUGGAUAGAGAAUGUCGGCGAGCGGGUACUUGAGGAGUGCAGUGUCCUAGAAGAUUCUUUGGAGGUUCUUCUUCAGACACAAGGACAUUUCCGUGAAUUUGAUGGUGUGGCAUGUGAGUACUGCAAACGUGGUCAGGAGCUGCUCCAGACGGUGGACCGGUGGCAGAACCUCCCCUCCCCUGACAUUCAGAAGUACAUGAUCAGGUUGCAGAAGUGUCAGGAGAAGGUGGGCGAAUUCUUCAGGAGACUUGAGGAGUGCAGAAGCAGGUUGGAGAAGACGGUCAGACUCUAUCAGUUCUUUGACAAGGCUUAUGAAUGGGCAUUGGAUGGGAUGCGACAUCUUGGUGCCAUCAGCUUGGAUGACUGUAACUCUCCCGAGCUCUGCGUUGGUGCCUUUGAGAGUCUUGAGAAGUACCAGUUGCAGCAUCCCAUGAUCGGAGAGAACAAGUUUGAGGAGAUGAGAGAGCUCGCCUAUGAACUGAAGAAUGAGAAGGGAAUCAAACACUGGAAGUUCGCUUGGUCAAAGUGUCAGGAGGCUAGGCAAGUUUUAGAGAAGAAACUUGAAGCUGCACUGAGGGCAAAAAGCUUAGUGUCGGGAGAACAAAACUCUGUCUGGUCUCCAGCCUCAAAACAUCUCGACCUAAAAGUACAUUCAGAUAGGAACAUUAAUGUGUCUUAUAUGCAAAAUAAGCCGCUUCACUCCCCUGUCUGCGGCAGGGAGAGGAGACUUGGGAGAGUUCUGUCUCACCGACCUGAAGUGGAUCAGACACUCUUCAGAGCUAGCCCCCCUGGUUCCAGUGCCAGUUCCAUUGCAUCAUCAUCGGCGUACAGAAUGCGUAAACUGUCUCUUCAAAGUUCUCCCAGCGAGGACCUUCACCUAGAACUGGUGCACCAGGUGCCUUCCGGGGGCUCGACCCCUACCCCAUCCCGUCCCAUGGGAAGAAGGUUGCUAAGAAAGGCUCAGAGUUUUGACCUUCCUGGGACUGAUGUUAGCAGCCAUUGUAGUCAGCGGAGGCUCAGCGAGCCAGCUAGGAGAGGGAACACUGGUGUGUUCAUCAAAGGACUGGAAGUAAGCAGCACAGAGCUAGCAGAGCGUUCCUGCAGCCCCAGACUACCGCUCUCUUUGGACUGGUCAGCAGAACGAAUGCCGAGUGAUAGGCGGAGUAGUGUCUCCUCAGCAGAUGGACGGUGCCGCAGCAGUAAACUCCGGCAUAUCAUCGAUGAAAUGGUCACCACAGAGAGAGAAUAUGUCCGAUCCCUGUGGUAUAUCAGUGAGAACUACUUUCCGGAGAUGGAUCGUAUCGACCUUCCCCAGGACCUUCGGGGGAAGAGAGGUAUUAUCUUUGGAAACCUGGAGAAGCUGAGAGAUUUCCACAGCCAGUAUUUCCUGAAGGAGCUGGAGAGCUGCUGCAAUCAUCCUCUAAGAGUUAGCCACUGCUUUCUCCGGCAUAAAGACCAGUUUGGGAUGUAUGCCCUGUACAGCAAGAAUAAGCCCAGGUCAGACUUGUUACUCGCCAGCCAUGGGAACAUAUUUUUUAAGAACAAGCAGCGUCAGCUGGGAGACAAGAUGGAUCUGGCUUCAUACCUGCUGAAGCCUAUUCAGAGGAUGAGCAAGUAUGCGCUUCUCCUGAAAGACCUGAUUAAAGAGUGCGGGGAGGCGCAGGAGCAAGAGCUGGCAUACCUGAGGGCAGCCGAGGAAAUGGUGAAGUUUCAGCUGCGUCAUGGCAAUGAUCUUCUGGCGAUGGAUGCCAUACGGGACUGUGAUGUGAACUUGAAGGAGCAAGGGCAGCUGGUGAGACAGGACGAGUUCACGGUGUGGCUGGGCCGGAAAAAGUGUCAGAGACAUGUCUUCCUGUUCGAGGAUCUCAUCUUAUUCAGCAAACCUAAGAGGAUUGAGGGAGGGUUAGAUGUCUACAUCUACAAGCGCUCAUUUAAGACAGCAGACAUUGGUUUGACUGAAAACUCUGGAGACAGUGGUCAGCGCUUUGAAAUAUGGUUCAGGAGGCGGAAAUCCAAUGACACUCACAUUCUUCAAGCAAGCAGCGCUGAAAUCAAGCAAGCAUGGACAACUGACAUUGCCAAAAUCCUGUGGCAGCAAGCGACCAGGAAUAAAGAGGUCCGCAUGCAGGAAAUGGUUUCUAUGGGUGUCGGUAAUAAGCCAUUUUUGGACAUCAAGCCGAGUGAUGCAGCAAUAAACAACCGUGCUAUCGAUUACAUCAUGAAAGGGCGAGGGGCAAGGACCAGAGCCUCCAUUGCUGUGUCCUUAUUUGACCAUUUAGAUCCUUACAAGAGGACGCAGGCGCCCAUCACGUGUAACUCUGUACCUUCUGCCUGUGGCCCUUCUUCUGCAUCAUUACUGGGACCCCUUAACCUGCACAUGUAUGUCAACCAAACAUUUCUGCCCGGAGUGCUGUCCCCCACUAGAUCAUUUGACACCAGUGGCUGCUUAGAGGAAGAUGAGCUAGAGAACGAGACGAGCUGCAGCCAGCCUUCCAUGACCACAGAGAGCUCAGAGUCUUCUCACUGUAUGUCUGGGGCUGGAUCCAGCGGCUCGGACAGCGGUUGUGUCUCCAGUAUUCCACAGGACAAUCUGUCUGAAGAUGCCGGGUCUCCGUGUGACGCCUCCGCACAGUACACCUUUCCAGAAAGAAGGAACAGCUCUGGUGUCACCUCCCCGGUGGUGGAAAAAUCCAGAUUCAUCAACCGCCAAUAUAUCUCUGCAAAUCCAAGCCACAUUUCCCUAAGUCCUUCCACCAUUGUCUGAAUGUCUUCUUAACAUCCAGUGUGAACAAUUCUUCAGCUAUUGGACUUGAUGAAGCCGCGUCCUCCCGGAUCAUCAGCCCUCCUAACAGACGACUUAGUGAUCUGCUCACGUGUAAUAUUUCUCGCUCCUUGUAUAUAGUCUAUUAUCAGCUGUCGGUUUGUUGCUUCCUCUAUGGGACAGACCUAUUAAGCUGCGCAGUUUGUACAAUUUAUAAAAAGAAUCUUUUGCAAAAUAGAUCCUGUAUUUAAUAACGAACCCUUCCUGAUGAUGAACUGGAAUCUGAUGUGCGUCAUAUGUUAUUAUAGUUUUCCAAAACUAGAAGUAAUUUAUUUACUGGAGGUAACGCUCAAAUCUGAAUAAAACUGUUUUAUUCCUAGUC
Messenger RNA from Bufo gargarizans (Asiatic toad), 6462 nucleotides. Its product is annotated as rho guanine nucleotide exchange factor 40-like. The transcript has 24 exons. Gene Ontology annotation, molecular function: guanyl-nucleotide exchange factor activity. The coding region runs from base 102 to 6083 and encodes 1993 amino acids. The record is from RefSeq and is a predicted model, not a curated record. Lineage: Eukaryota; Metazoa; Chordata; Amphibia; Anura; Bufonidae.